Molecule: messenger RNA, 1181 nt
Organism: Oryza sativa Japonica Group (Japanese rice)
Lineage: Eukaryota; Viridiplantae; Streptophyta; Magnoliopsida; Poales; Poaceae
Source: RefSeq, a predicted model, not a curated record
AUGAAUCUCAAUCCGGUGUGCGGCUGGGCGAGGUAGUUGGUUGGUUGGCUGGCAUUGGCAAAGCCUCGAAUCCAUCCAUGGAUGCAUUGAUGAUGACGUACUCCUCGUCACUCUGCCCUGCCGCCAUUGAUUGCCUGCGCGCUGGUGGCAUUGAAGACGACGACAAGUGUUUGUGAUGCAGCAGCUGAGGUAGCUGAGAACGUGAGCGUCUUCAACCUCAAGCUCAAGCUCGCCCAUGGCGAGGGCGUGCGUUUCCACUCCUCGCUCACCCACUUCUCCUCCUCUAGCAUAAAAGGCGUGUCAUCUUUAGCCAAGAAAGCAGAGGAGGUAGGAGAGAAACAGAGGAGCCGUCUUGCCCAUGGCGCGGGCGGCCGUUGUCCUCGCCGUCGUCGUGUUCUUGGCGGCCGGCGUGCAGGCUGGGAGCGGCGGCGGCGGAGGAGGGGCGGCGUGGACGGCGCUGGACGGCGUGUGCGGCGACCUGGGCGGAUACUACGUCACCCCGGAGCUCUGCAAGUCAGCGCUCUGCGGCGGCGGCGGCGGCGGGGACACGUCGUCGUCGUCGUCGCCGUGCCGCGCCGCCAGCGGCGCGGGGAAGGUGGCGGCGCUGGCGGCGAGGCUGGCGGCGGCGAACGCGACCGCGGCGAGGGCCAGCGUCGAGGCCGCGUCGCGCGCCCUGGAACAGAAUCCCAGCAGCAGCAGCAACGGCACGGCGGCGGCGGCGGCGGCGGCGAGGAGGCAGGGGAUGCGGUCGUGCCUGCAGCUGUACGCCGGGGCGGUGCCGGCGCUGGAGUGGGCGGCGCGGUCGGUGUCCGCCGGGCGGUACCGCGGCGCGCGGGAGGUGCUCCAGUCGGCGCAGUACGUCUCUCUGGGGUGCGAGGGCAUGGCCGGCGGCGGCGGCGGCGCGGCGGCGCUUCCCCGCGAGAACGAGCGGUUCAGCGUCAUGGCCAUCGUCGCGCACGCCGUCGUCGCCUCCAUGCUGGGACCCUAGCUAAUUAAUUACUCAAUGGCCCUUCGCCUUUGUAAUUAAUUAGUAUUAAUCAGUUGAUUAGGCCACCUGGUUAGAGUUAAUCCGUGCAAUAAUUAAGUUUGUAAGGAGUGUUAAUGCAAGACUAUUUUGCAAAUAGACCCUUGUAUGAAAAAAGAUUCUCGCAAAUGGGCCCUCAAAACCAUGGGCCCAACUA